Paramuricea clavata is the source of this 2581-nucleotide messenger RNA. The record is from the annotation of a GenBank genome assembly. Lineage: Eukaryota; Metazoa; Cnidaria; Anthozoa; Malacalcyonacea; Plexauridae.
AUGAGUCGUGGCUUUAGUUUUCGACUCUUGUAUCGAGUCGUUUUCUUUUCCUUCUGUCUGAUUUUCGCCUGUUUUUAUCAUGGUGGUGGUUCAGAGUAUGACAGGCGAGAAGAUAAAACAGACAAAUUAAAAGAUGAAUUCAAAGGUAAACCCUUGAAUGUUGACGUUUCUCUUGAACAAGACAAACGCGUCCCUAACUUGACAGGAAACGAUAAACAAAUUGAUGGCCGCAAGGCGCGGAAGAAAACUGUUCUUUCAAAGAUGGUGAGAAAAGGUAAAUUUUGAAAAUGUGAGAAUGUUUGCACUUCAGAAGAAGUAAUUCUUAACCAUAAUUUAUUUUUAGGAACUGCGAUGAAGACACUCCGAUAUGAAAGAAUACAAAAAAGUCCAGUACUGCCUUUUUCAACUUCAUCGCCGUCUGAGGUAAACGUUCCACGCGAAGAAUCGACAACCAUCUCCCACUCAAAUGAGACAGAAAGGCAAAACGAUGGCAGUAAAAAUACAUCUUCAUUGGAAAAUCAAAUUUUUCACCAGAAUGACUCGAGGGAAACAGCCAAAAAAGAAACGUUCGCUUCACUCACAACUCAACAUCUCCGGAAUAGACGUGAAAUUGAUGCGAUCUUGGAAAGUCCGACCGAAUGCGCCAAUUUUACCUUUACUAUAAAGUACGAAGAUAACUACAGAGUAUGGAACAACUUUUCAAUGAUGUACCGAAGCCGAAUGUACCGUUAUAACGAGUACAGAGUAACGGACGAUGGUCUACAAGUUUGUAAUUCUUCUGACACCCUUAUUAAACAAAGAUGGCGGGAUUUGAUUGCUCGGGAAAAGAAAGUGUUCGCUUCCAAAUAUUGUAAUGUAUCCGUGGAAGCGUUUUACUACUACAAUUACACAUUAUACAAAAAUUUUACUGUUUUCUUCAAACCUACUGAGCAGAGUUUCCCAAGGCAAGAUUACGGAGUGACUUUUGGAUAUUUUGCAAUUUGUUCGUCAAAGCUUAGUCUGUCCUGCAAUGAUUAUUUGAUUAAAGUGAAAUACGGCGAUAAGUGCAACGUUUUUAAAAACUUUUCGCUGUUUUACAACAACAAGAUGUAUGAUUAUCGUGAAUAUCGACUCGGAAACGAAGGUCUUGAAAUGUGUGCUUCCAAUGAUUCAAGAAUUCGGGCCGUUUGGAAAACUCGAAAUUCGUGGAAAAAGUUGAAAGACGUAUUAUUAAAAUGCCGUGGAUCUCUUCCUACAUAUUCAGUAAAGUAUUACGCUGUGAAUAAGCAGUUCACUGUCUAUUUGCAACGUCGUGGUCAAUAUUUCACAAGAAAUGAGUAUGGGGUGAAAGACGGUAAACCUUAUAUAUGCAAAGAAAAGUUAAAAUCCAUAUCAACAGAGUAUACCCAGGAAGAUCUAUUAAUGUGCAUCGAUUCAAUCAUCAAUAUCAAAUACGAUGAUGAAUACAAAGUUCGGACUGACUUUUCAAUACUCGAUAAGAACAAGGUGUACGAUUAUACUGAGCAUCGAGUUCUGAAUGAUAGCAUAAAGAUUUGUAACUCCACUGAUAACUACGUAAGAAAUAUUUGGAAAGUACGCAAUAAAUGGAUAAAGGCGAGAAUGCAUCAAAAAAGUUGUAAUAAACCCAUUAGAGAGUAUGCAUGGUUGUAUCAAGACCAUUACGCUGUGAAUAAGCAGUUCACUGUCUAUUUGCAACGUCGUGGUCAAUAUUUCACAAGAAAUGAGUAUGGGGUGAAAGACGGUGAACCUUAUAUAUGCAAAAAAAAGUUAAAAUCCAUAUCAACAGAGUAUACCCAGGAAGAUCUAUUAACGUGCAACGAUUCAAUCAUCAAUAUAAAAUACAAUGAUGAAUACAAAGUUCGGACUGACUUUUCAAUACUCUAUAAGAACAAGGUGUACGAUUAUACUGAGUAUCGAGUUCGGAAUGAUAGCAUAAAAAUUUGCAACUCGACUGAUAACUACGUAAGGAAUAUUUGGAAACUGCGCAAUAAAUGGGUAAAGGGGAUAAUGCAUCAAAAAAGUUGCAAUAAACUCAUUAGACAUUCUUGGUCGUUUGGAGAGUACUACACUGUGAAUAAGCAGUUCACCGUCUAUUUGCAACGUCGUGGUCAAUAUUUCACAAGAAAUGAGUAUGGGGUGAAAGAUGGUAAACUUUAUACAUGCGAUGAAAAGUUCAGACCCAGAUCAUCAGAGUAUACGCAGGAAGAUCUAUUAAUGUGCAACGAUUCAAUAAUGAAUAUAAAAUACGAUGAUGAAUACAAAGUUCGGACUGAUUUUUCAAUACUCUAUAAGAACAAGGUAUACGAUUAUACUGAGUAUCGAGUUCUGAAUGAUAGCAUAAAGAUUUGUAAUUCCACUGAUAACUACCUACGGGAUAUUUGGAAAGUACGGAAUAAAUGGGUAAAGGCGACAAUGCAUGAAAAAAGUUGCAAUAAACCCUUUAGAACCCUUCGGUUGUACCGAAAGUAUUAUGCUGUGAAUAAGGAGUUCACUGUCUAUUUUGCAGCUACGAGUCAAUAUUUCACAAGGAAUGACUAUGGGGUGGAAGACGGUAAACCUUAUACAUGCCAAGAAAAGUUGA